GGAAAACGGAAAGAGAGACAUAUCAGAGAGAAAGAGAAGGGAAAACGAAAGAGAAAGGGAGGAAGAGAAGGAAAAGACGGAGAACGCUGAGAAGAUUCGUGUGAUAAUAGAAAUGUGUGAGAAACAAUUCGAGCCUGAAGAAGGAAGGUGGUCGACCAUGUUAGAAGAUGUUUUGGGGUUGAUCCUGAAUCGCUUACCUUACAUGGACCAUCUCCGUUUCAGUGUCGUCUGCAAAUCUUGGAGCUUGGUGGCAGCAAUGAAAUUAUAUCACCCUACCCACCAGAUUCCGUGGCUGAUGAUCCCUGGUGAAGAAGAGAGUGAAUCCUGUGGUUUCUAUAGCCUCUCUGACAAAAAGGUUCGAACUCUCAACUUACCUGAGUUUCGUGGGAUGCGGUGUGCUGGAUCCUUUAAUGGGUGGCUGGUAACCCUUGACGAGAGAGCUGACAUUAGUUUGUGGAAUCCCUUCUCAAGAGCCCGAAUCCAACUUCCACCACUGACGACACUUCCAUGUGUGUGGAAUGUUGUCCAUGAUUCGGAAGCAGGCACAACCUAAUAUAUCAUUUCAUCACAUACAGAUGACGAGAAUGGUGAAUAUCCAUUUACGGUUCCAGCGAAACAAAUUCGGGAUACCUUUAUAUGGAAGGCGGUUUUGUCUACCCGGCCUGCUUUGACUGGCGAUUGCAGUGAUUGUGUAGUCAUGAUAAUCUUUGGUGACAGAUAUGAACUGGCAUUUUGUAAGGUGGGAGACAAGUCAUGGACUGCUUUGGAAGGACCAUGUUGUCCCAUUGAUGACACCAUAUUUUAUAAGGAUCAAUUCUAUGUAGUGGGUGAACCUGGAGGUACUGUAGCUUGGGAUGUUUCCGGCCCUUCUCCAAUGGUAACAGAAAUUGCACACUUGGGAAAGUGGAUUCAUACAAAGAAGUACCUGGUAGAGUUAAGAGGGGAUUUGUUGCUAGUUGUUAGGCGCUGGCACUCACCACCUGAUAAUCGUUAUGUAGAUGAUCUGUUGCCUGAUGAUUGUAAUGUAGAUGAUUUGCCACAACCUGAUGAUUGUUAUGUAGAUGAUCUGCCGCAACUUGAUGAUUGUAAUGUAUAUGAUCCGCCGGAACCUGAUGAUUAUUAUGUAUAUGAUCUGCCACCGGUAACAACAGCGAGAUUCAAAGUUUUCAAGCUCGACUGGAACACAAGAAGAUGGAACCAAGUAAAAUGCAUAGGUGAUUAUGUUUUGUUCUUGGGUGGUAACCAAUCCAUGUCGCUCUCAGCCCGUGACUUCUCAGAGUGUAAAGGGAAUCAUAUCGAUUUCUGUGAUGACGAUUGGGAGAUGUUUGUUGAGUGUAAAGCUUGGGGAAAUGAUUUGGGGAUAUACAACAUAAAACGUGGAAGCUUCGACCGAUUUUAUGAUAAAGAUUCUCAAAUAAUUAUGCACCCACCUAUUUGGGUUACACCCAGUGUUUUAAAUAGCGAUGAGAUGGAUGAAAUUCUUGAAAGAUUAUCAUUUCGACAUCUGCUAUCAUCCAAGUAA
Messenger RNA from Magnolia sinica, 1522 nucleotides. RefSeq lists its product as uncharacterized. NCBI's taxonomy places the organism in Eukaryota, Viridiplantae, Streptophyta, Magnoliopsida, Magnoliales, Magnoliaceae. The coding region runs from base 698 to 1522 and encodes 274 amino acids. The record is from RefSeq and is a predicted model, not a curated record. The transcript has 3 exons.